Messenger RNA from Oldenlandia corymbosa var. corymbosa, 414 nucleotides. The record is from the annotation of a GenBank genome assembly. NCBI's taxonomy places the organism in Eukaryota, Viridiplantae, Streptophyta, Magnoliopsida, Gentianales, Rubiaceae.
AUGUUCACAUCACAUAAACCCUAUGAGCUUGUGGAUAUUAAGAAAGUUGUUAGCAUCGGUUGCGACUGGCAUUUGCUUUUGACCUUUACUGUUAAGGAAGCCGAUGCUAACACCGAUGUUGGGGAAGGUGACGAGCCCUUCGACUACGGGCUUGUGGACGAUCAAAUCUAUGGGCUAAUCGAUUAUGAUCUUCCCGAUCCAAAUGACGUAGAGAUAGACUAUGACAAUGACGAUGACAGUUUGUUUAACUAUUGCGGCAAAGGCGACGGUGAUGGUGACGUUGAGGGUGCUUUGAAAACCUAUCAAGCUACCGAGUAUGCGUCCCCGUUGAAGAAAAUCAUUAGUAGCAACUUUGAGCUUCAUUACGAAAUUAUAGAGGUGGUAGAGAAACCAAUUUUAGCCCCUCCCCCAUGA